This is a messenger RNA of Kalmanozyma brasiliensis GHG001, 1440 nucleotides long. Its product is annotated as Proline-rich protein PRCC. Bases 1 to 1440 code for a protein of 479 amino acids. The record is from RefSeq and is a predicted model, not a curated record. The transcript has a single exon. NCBI's taxonomy places the organism in Eukaryota, Fungi, Basidiomycota, Ustilaginomycetes, Ustilaginales.
AUGUCGUCUGGCUUGGCAUCACUAGCUGGCUAUGGGAGCGACUCGGAUGACGAGGACAUCACACCUGUCGCAGCCUCGUCCAGCAGCCAUGCUGUCUCGAACACGAUAUCGGUCACCGCGAGUAAGCCGUCCUCCUCCAAGCUUGGCUCACUGCUCCCGCCGCCGAGAUCUGGACUAGCGUCAAAGCUUCCUGCACCUUCGUCUGCAUCUAUUGCUCCGAGCACGCCAAAGGGAAGCGGCUUGUCUCUGCCACCUCCUGCGUCCUCGGCAGCCAAGCGCAAAGUCAUCAAGGUCGACACACUCAAAUCUGCACAUGAUUCGGACGAGGAAGCGGAUUCCAGGAGCAACACCAAGAAGCCCAAACUAGGCUCAAGUAGCGCGUCAACAUCAAAGCAUUCGCUCUUUGGCAUGCUACCAGCCCCUAAGCGCAAAUACGACGAGAUUCUGGCAGAGAGACAGAAGGAGGCGGAAGCAAGGAAGGCGGCCAAGGCGAUACAGGACUCAGAUGCGCCGGCGAUGGCAGAGGCGCCGCUCAGCAUCAAUCAAGACAUUCUGCGCGAGGCUUCGCCCACAGAAGGCGCCGAGCCUGUCGCAGCAUCGGGUAGCAAGUCGAAGGGCAAGAACAAUGAUGCGUUCAGGGCAAUGCUUGGACUCAAGCCAGCGACUCCGAAGCCGACUCCUUCUACCGCCUCCGCUGCGACAGCCAGCGCAGCCAUCUCGAGACAGCAAGCAACAGCGCUUCCAUCCAACAGUGUUUCGUAUUUCCUACCUCAAUCGGAACCUGCAGCGUCAAGGAAGAUUGAGCCCGCGACCCCUGUCGACUUCUUCUCUCUCAGCGCUGACCGUGCUUCCAAUAGCGCCGCGUCCUCGUCGCAUGCGCCGUCGCUGUCCAUCUCGUCCGCUCCGAUCAUCAAAGACGCUGGCACAAAUGCAUCCUCACUUGCUGCAGACGCUUCCGAUGACGCUGCAGAAUACCCAGGCUGGCAACUUGACCCAGACGGCUCGUGGGUUCCCGUCACCCCGGAGGCCCAAGCCCAGCUGCUCGCCUACCAGCAAUCCCUCCCGACGUCUUCACAGGAGGCAACUUCCACCACCUCAACCGCACACAAAGGUGCAUCCAAUCUGGACGGUACACGCGAUCUCCUAGCAGCAGGUCUGACACCGGAAGAUAUCCGCGCCUUUGAUGCCUCCACCGCAGCCCGCGAAGCCUACCAGAACGCCGGCGAUGAUGCCGACAGCGACAAGUAUGCAGCCGCUGCCGAGUUUGCAGCCGGAAACAGAGACGUGCAGCAGAGGAAGCCGGGUACGCUGAAGGGACUGAGGAAGGGACAGCUGAGCAGUCUCGUCAGUCUGGCGAACGAGAAUAGGGGCCAGCUGGAAGAGAAGUGGAAACGGGGUCGAGAUGCACGCGCUCGUGGGGCGAAUAUGUACGGGUUCUGA